Molecule: messenger RNA, 489 nt
Organism: Acanthosepion pharaonis
Lineage: Eukaryota; Metazoa; Mollusca; Cephalopoda; Sepiida; Sepiidae
Source: the annotation of a GenBank genome assembly
AUGAUCUCCGAUAAAUUCAUGCAAAACGAAGAGAAUUUCUCUGCCUCUCAGGAGUACAGAUUUGAAUCUACGACGCACUCUCUCUUCCGGUUUAGCCUCUUUCUAGAUACCCCUCUCUCAUUAUUGACUCUUUUCUUUUGUUUUCUUCCUCCUCCUCUCUCUUCAAUUGCUAUUUUAUUCACUUCCUCAUUCUUCGCCACUAUUCUCUUUCUAUUCAUUCACUUCACUCCUGUUUCUUUCUCUAAGAAUGAGUUGGCCAUUCAUGUCUAUGUCAUCUCUGACUUUCUGAAUUUGUCUCUUUCAUUUACAUUUCUUUGUCAGUCUUCCUACCUCUCUCUUCAAUCUCCUCGUUAUUUUCACUCGAUUCGUCUUUCUCUUUUAUUUUUUGUCUUUAUCUCUCUUCAUCUACCUCUCAUCAUCACUCUCUCUCUCUCUCUCUCCCUGUCUUUUCAAUCUUCGUCUUUUUUGUCACUUCCUUUCUCUUUCUAA